Triticum urartu is the source of this 1137-nucleotide messenger RNA. Its product is annotated as F-box protein At5g49610-like. NCBI's taxonomy places the organism in Eukaryota, Viridiplantae, Streptophyta, Magnoliopsida, Poales, Poaceae. The record is from RefSeq and is a predicted model, not a curated record. Gene Ontology annotation, molecular function: protein binding.
AUGGUGAACGGGACGUCGUGCAAGCGCGGCCUUGCCGCCGUCGCCGCCCUCCCGGACGAGCUCUUCCAAUGGGAGAUCCUCGCCCGCCUGCCGGCCAAGGAGCUCCUCCGCUGCCGCUUGGUCUGCCGCUCCUGGUGCCGUCUGGCCUCCGACGCCCACCACCGCCGCCAGCCGUCGCUCCCGCUGGUCUUCUUCCGUACCAAGGGCAAUGAGUACACCGCCCACGCCGCGGUCGAUGCCCUGGACAUCCGGCGAACCCCCGCCGCGCGCCGGCCCGUCCUCGCGUACGUAGACUACAACUACUCUCGCCGUAACUUCACCUUGCACGCCUCCUGCGACGGCCUCAUCCUCAUAUCUUACUCCAACCACCGCUUCUACCUCUGCAAUCCAGCCACGCGUCAGUGGUGCGCGCUACCGGAUCUGACCGGCGGCAAUGUCGCCGCCCUGUACCCUCACCACCCGUCCGGCGAGUACCGCAUCCUCUACUGGAAGCGCCCAAACAACAGCGACGACAAUGUUGUCUACUACUACGUCCUCACCGUGGGGAAAAAAGAGAGAUGUGUCGGUCUGCCGGUGGCCUCGUCGUCUAUAAAGAAGGACAGGUCAUGCUGGCAUCUUCAUGCCUGCCACCACCCGCCUGUCCUGCUACAUGACUGCCUGCACUGGUACACUGUCAACGCCUUUGACGGCGAGAUCAUAAUUUUUGAUACACUGGCUGAAUCAUUCAGGUGGAUCCAAUCUCCCACAGCCUGCAGCUCAGCACAACUGCUGCAGAUGGAUGGUACACUCGGCAUCGGCCAGAUAGAUGUCGGUACCAUGACCGUAAAAGCAUGGGUGUUGCAGGACUACAAGGUGGAGGUAUGGUCAUCAAAGUGCACAACUGAAUUGCCAGAGGAAUAUGUUGUACACGGAAAGGUUCUGUCUGAGAAUGGAGAUGUGCUUGUAAACAAUCGUUGCUUCUACAACAGCAAGGGCGAGCUGCUGGAGAAACUCCCAUGGCAGAGCGUCCGUCCGAGGAUUCUUGGACUCUAUCACAAAGAGAGCCUAGUCAGGCAUGUCUUCUUCCGGAGGAAAGAAAAUGGCAGCCGUGUGAGGCUUCCACGGUUUUUCCGAGGACUACAGGGGAACAUUAAUUAA